AUGAAGGGCUGGGGCCAGGUGUACGGGCCAUAUGGAGGAUAUGGUGGCAAGGGAAACAGGAUGCCCGUCAUGCAUGGCCCUGUAGAGAACAGGGUCUAUGUCAGCAAUCUUCCGUGGCAUGUGGCAUGGCAAGAACUGAAGGACCAUAUGAAAUCUGUCGGAGAGGUGGUGUACGCAGACAUCUUCACAGAGGAAACCGGCCGAUCCCGUGGAUGCGGUUUGGUGGCCUUCCGCCGUGCGGAGGACGCACAGCGGGCUGUCCUGGAACUCAACGACUCUGAACUUUCUGGAAGGCAAAUUGCCGUGCGGGAGGAUCGGGUAGACCAGAGCACGGGCGAGCGAAAGGACUGUAGGGUCUACGUCGGCAACCUUGCCUGGAUCGCAACAUGGAAGGACCUGAAGGACCACUUCAGAUCUGUUGGCGAGGUGAAACGAGCGGACAUCUUGAGCGAAGGCAACCUCGAGGGCGCUCGAUCAAAAGGCGCCGGCAUCGUGGAAUUCAGCACAAAGGAGGAGGCGUCAGCUGCCGUCGAGCAGCUAACUGGCACAGAAAUCCUCGGCCGCAAGAUCUUUGUGCGUGAGGACAGAGAGUCGAACCGCCCACAGACUCUAGCGUGGCCACCAGGAGAUGUUUGGUCCAGGGCCAUGGUGGCAGUCGCUCAAGGGCCCGGAUUUCGCAAGAGCUUCGCAGAGCCCUUCACGAAAGUGUUCGCAGGAAAUCUGCCGUACAGUGUGACCUGGCAGCAGCUCAAGGAUCACAUGCGCCAAGUUGGAGAGGUGCUGCAUGUGGAGAUCCUGAUGGACGACAACGAUGCUCGCAGAUCCAAGGGCUGCGGAGUGGUCGAGUUUGCCACCUUCGGUGCCGCGCGACGAGCCGUGCAGUACCUCCACGACUCGAUGCUGCAAGGCAGGCUGAUGUAUGUGCGGGAGUAUCAUGACGAUCUGAAGAAUGCAGGAGGUGCAACUGCAACCAAGGAUGUCAAAGCAGGGCAAAAGUUCCGCGUGAAGGUGGGCAAUGUGGCUUCGGGGACCCGCUGGCAGGACCUGAAGGAGCCAGACCAGCUCAGCCUGACUUUCGCAACCGUUUCGGUAAAUGUCGCAGAUUGUGCGGAGGGGUGCGAUUGCACUUUAACGGUCCGGGUGUCAUGCAGGGACAGGUAG
This is a messenger RNA of Symbiodinium sp. CCMP2456, 1161 nucleotides long. The record is from the annotation of a GenBank genome assembly. Lineage: Eukaryota; Dinophyceae; Suessiales; Symbiodiniaceae.